Molecule: messenger RNA, 1137 nt
Organism: Glycine soja
Lineage: Eukaryota; Viridiplantae; Streptophyta; Magnoliopsida; Fabales; Fabaceae
Product: probable esterase KAI2
Exons: 2
Coding region: 149-967 (272 amino acids)
Biological process (GO): response to karrikin
Source: RefSeq, a predicted model, not a curated record
AUGUCAACCACCAUAAAUUCGACCCCACUCUCUUUAAUUACCCGGCCAUGGACAUGAAAGGAAUAGUUAGCGAACAAACCCAACAAUCUUACAAUCCUAAAAGAAAACGGAAAGCAAAAUAAACAAACAAUUCAAGAAGAGAAAGAUUAUGGGUAUCGUGGAAGAGGCUCACAACGUGAGAAUAGUAGGGAAGGGGAAUGAAAUCGUGAUUCUUGCUCAUGGGUUCGGCACGGACCAAUCGGUGUGGAAGCACCUUGUACCGCAUCUGGUCGAUGAUUACCAAGUGAUCUUGUACGACAACAUGGGUGCUGGUACCACGAACCCAGACUACUUCGACUUCGAACGUUACUACACGAUCGAUGGUUUUGUCUAUGACCUACUCGCCAUCUUGCAAGAGCUUCAGGUGCAAUCUUGUAUCUUCGUUGGCCACUCUCUUUCUGCUAUGGUGGGCCUCCUCGCUUCCAUCUCUCACCCUCAUCUCUUCACUAAACUCAUCCUUGUCUCUGCCUCUCCAAGGUUUCUGAAUGAUUCAGAAUACUUUGGAGGGUUCCAGCAAGAAGAUCUGACCCAACUCUACGAUGGAAUCCGGUCGAAUUACAAAGCAUGGUGUUCGGGGUUCGCUCCGCUGGUGAUCGGCGGCGACAUGGACUCGGUGGCGGUGCAGGAGUUCAGCCGAACGCUCUUCAACAUGCGGCCAGACAUAGCCUUGAGUUUGGCGCAGACCAUAUUCCAGUUCGACAUGAGGCCAAUCCUAUGCCACGUCACGGUGCCGUGCCACAUCAUUCAGAGCACCAAGGACCUGGCUGCGCCGGUUGUGGUGGCGGAGUAUCUGCAGCAGAAUUUGGGAGGGAAGACCAUCGUGGAGGUCAUGCCCACCGAGGGCCACUUGCCGCAGCUGAGCUCGCCGGAUAUUGUGGUUCCGGUUUUGCUCAACCACAUCCGACACAAUUUGGCAGAGGACAAAUAAUUGAUAAUAAUACAUCAAUCAUUCUGCAUUUUAAACACUUUAUUAAUAUUUUUUACUUUUUUCUAUUUUUACGUAUUCUUAUAUUUUUAUUUUCUGUAUGUUGAAUAGCACGUUAAGUUUAUCGAACAUUUUCCAAAAAUGAAUGAGCCACGACAGGGUCUUAUGUAGUA